AUGCUCGGCUGCGGAGUAAAAAAGCAUGUCGUUAUCGAUGUUGCAUUAAACGCAUCCAUCUCCUCCGAGGCCUCCCCUCCCCAGCAGUUCUGCAAGUACUUUGCCGGUCUUGCCGUGCGCGCUUCCUUUCUCCCUUCUCUACUUGUCUAUUUUUCUUCUUCUUUUCUCUGUGCCGCCAUGGCCUCCAUCAUCAUCGUCGUGAUUGCGUGCAGCAAGUCCCUCUACAAGGCGACCCAGAAACGACGCAACAAGAAGCGCGAGCUCGCCGACUUUGCCCACAAGCCCAGCGUCCGUCGCCGCUCCACCGCCCAAGCUCGACGUCCGCGCCGGAUUCUCAACAGCACCAGCAGUAGCAGCGGCGGCGGCGGCUACAACUCGACGACCUACAACAGCAACGGCCUCGUGCCCCGGCCCGAUGAGCCCUUCGAGCUGACGUCCCCCAGCGAUCUGGCAGACUUGGAGUCUCUCACGAGGGCGAGCACCAUUGCGUCCGAGUCGGGCCACAGCCGUCGCAGGAUGAGUGACGAGUCGACCCUCGCCGAGGUGGCUCGUGAUGGGGCGUGGACGGCGAGGACUUAG
Akanthomyces muscarius is the source of this 579-nucleotide messenger RNA. RefSeq lists its product as uncharacterized. The transcript is spliced from 2 exons. The coding region runs from base 1 to 579 and encodes 192 amino acids. The record is from RefSeq and is a predicted model, not a curated record. Lineage: Eukaryota; Fungi; Ascomycota; Sordariomycetes; Hypocreales; Cordycipitaceae.